Molecule: messenger RNA, 12457 nt
Organism: Bombyx mori (domestic silkworm)
Lineage: Eukaryota; Metazoa; Arthropoda; Insecta; Lepidoptera; Bombycidae
Exons: 2
Coding region: 6108-7526 (472 amino acids)
Source: RefSeq, a predicted model, not a curated record
CUCCAGAUUGUAGUAGCCACUAUGGGACAGUGGUUCCGGAAGUGGCGCAUUGACAUCAAUCCCACGAAAAGCACAGCGAUGCUCUCCAAAAGGGAUCGCCCUCCGAAUACCACUUCGAGCAACCCACUCCCUAAUAGGCGGGUUAACGCCUCCGCCGUUAGCCCCAUCACUCUGGCCAGCCCAUACCGUGGGCCUCGAAGGUCAAAUAUCUAAGCGUCACCUCGACAGGGAUGACAUUCCGACCCCAUAUCAAAACGGUACGCGACCCUGCCGCCUUCAUAUUAGGACGCCUCUAUCACAUGAUUUGCAAGCGAAGUAAAUUGUCCCUUCGUAAUAAGGUGACACUACAAAACUUGCAUACGCCCCGUCGUGACCUAUGCAAGCGUAGUGUUCGGUCACGCGGCCCGCACCAACUUGAAACCCCUUCAAGUCAUUCAAACCCGUUUUUGUAAGAUAGCCAUCGGAGCACCAUGGUUCUUAAGGAAUAUGGAUCUCCAUGAUGAUGUGAAGCUUGACUCGGUCAGUAUUUACAUUCUUUUUUUUUUUUUAUUGCCUUUGUAGGCAGACAGACAUACGGACCACCUGAUGGUGAGUGGUUACCGUCGCCCAUGGACUUCAGCAAUGCCAGGGGCAGAGCCAAGCCGCUGCCUACCGCUUAAUACUCUCCAUAAGCCUCGUUUGAAGAAGGACAUGUCAUAGCGCUCGGGAAACACCGUGGAGGGGAGCUCAUUCCAUAGCCGGAUUCCAUUCGGCAUCAUUGCGCCACUUUGAGAAGGUGGCAUCAUUGCGCCACUUUGAGAAGGCGGCACAACACAAAAACACACUUGUCCCACACGGAAAUUAUAUAACCGAUCCUGUGGACCAAAUGGUAUACAGUUGACGUCGCCCUAAACACGUCAUUACGGAUCCUCCCGAUCCAUUAACGGUGCUUUUAGGUACCUCAAGCACCGGUCACCGUCCUCGCUUGCGACGAAGGACUACGAGUAAAGUAACCCAAAUACACAGCUCACUGAAUUUUUCGCCGGAUCUUCUCAGUGGGUCGCGUUUCCGAUCCGGUGGUAGAUUCUGCGAAGCACUGCUCUUGCUAGGACCAGUGUUAGCAACACUCCGGUUUGAGCCUCGUGAGCUCACCCACACGUCAAGGAGAAUCUGAAAUAGCCUCUCAAGGCUAUCAGCAUAGGUAGAGUAAAAAAAAGUGUAUUAACUUUCAAGUCAAUCUUGCUAAUUAUUAUUACGUUCAUAGGUUUCCCCUUUCUCAGUUCAGUCUGUCGACAGAGCCGGUAGAACUGUAGGUAUAUACGGGCUUUUGGCCAAGUCAUAUACGGUAGCUAUGAGUCAAUAUACUAGUUUUUAUUACGUGUAGUACCUAAGUUUGGUUUUCUUCAAGCUGCAGGAACUUUGUUACUAUUCUGCAUGUUUAAUUAUAAUAAUUAUUAUUAUCUUAUUAUUAAUUCUUAUUAUCUUAUUUAUUUUACCUUACAGUAUGUAUGAACAUAUUGUGAUUUCAUUUAAAAUAAUUUCCUAUACCAUAAAUAGUAAAACCUAUAUAAUAAAACCUAUGUAACCAGUAGAUUCGCAAUGGGACCACUACAAUAGGACUUCAAUGUAUUGAAAAUUAGAAUCAUCAUCUAAAAAUCAAUGAGUGCACAUUUUAGGGCCUUAUCAUACUUAUUAUACUCGUGCGAUCAUUCUUAAAGCGGAGCGGGCGCGCAACGUACACGCCGCGCAUGCGCAGCGUAGACGUCAUUUUGUACUGUCUACUGUCUCCUAAAAACGCAUGGAGUUAAUAAGUAGGUACCUAAAAUACUAACUCUAUGUAAAAACGCCAACCAGUCCGGCCUGCCUCACUUCAAUCCGUGUGUCUUCAUGUCAUAGUAAAUUUGUAUCAGAUACAUCAACUCAAAAAAAUGUAGUUCUUAACAUUCGUAGGUAGAAGCGAAACUGUUUUGGAUUAUUUUUUAUUCGUUUGCCAAAAAACACAAAGCAGUCGCUCUCUUCCAUUCGAUUAAUUGAUAAUGGAUCCUCCAAUUCGUCGAUGCUUUCGUUUUCGCCUUCGAAGUAACAAAACCGUUACUGAGUGUAUUGUACGUCGUUAACUCGCUACAAAUACGCGAUAAAAACGUUGCGUAUUCGCCAGGCUCAAGUAAAAAAAAACACAGGGUAUUAAAUACUUUCUGAGAACUCCCCCAAUCAUAGUAAAGGAUAGGUUUACUUUUAAAUGAUGUCAUCGGAAUGAAAGGUUACAAGAAGAAAGAUAAAUUAUACCAAAUAUUGAUUAUACAGUCGCGUUCGAUCCGCAGGCGAGAACGGUCACGCCACACCAAAAAUCGUUGAGUUAAAUAGUGUUUUUACCAAAUUGUGAAUAUAAAAUCAGUUUUUAGUGAUAAAAAUCAGUGUUAUACACCGUUGGAUGCGCGCUAAAAUUCCGCAUCUAUUACCAUUUCUGGUGAAAAAUUUGGACUUAAAUCAAGCGAAAAAAUAAGAAAAAACUGCUAAAAAUCAAAAUUUGAAGUGUUAAAAAUUCAUAAAAAUGGCAACUUUGUAGUGAAAACAUAGUGAAAAGUGUCUUUCGGUGCGCGCUCGAAAGCUCUUCUUAAAGGGGAUUGCCCACUCUCCAUAGUGUGCUAGGCCCAAGAUGGACAUCAAAUAUUACUAUAAAAAUGUACUGAUUCAAAUUCUUAAAUGUAUUGGAUAUCUAAAAAAUAUAUUGAAAUUGACGCCACUAUUAUAAAAAAUAUAAUAAAAAUAAAAACUCGUUUUGAAGUUAAUUUUCUAUAUAAAUAAGUGUCGGAUUGUGAGAUACUUCAAGAACUUUUCUUUUCUUAAUGUUUAAGAUGUAUUUUUAUCCAAUAGGGUAUAAAAACACACUUAAUUCUUUAAAUAUCUAUAUUUUCUUCAUCUUCAUACACAAUUAGUAUCGUCUAAAAAUAGCAAAGGAGAGCAUAUACACGGUUUUAAAUCUCGGUCAGGGUAAAACCACAAUUCACACAAUGUUUUUUAGUCGUAGUAUGAAACGUUAUUGAUAAAAGUAAAAUAAAUCGAAGAAAAAUCAAAACAGAUCCAUUUUGUACGCAAGCACAACACCACAAGCAGCAAGCGAAGUGUCAGUCAGUCAGAUUAAAUUCAGUGUUGUCAGUAUAAAGAAAAAUAAUUACAUGAAAUUCAUAUAUCGAUUAUUUUUUUAAAUAACCGAUAAUUGAUUUAUAUCUUAAUCUUUUUUGAAGUGAAACUUCUUUAUCGGCGUUGGAAAAAAAUUUACCGUCACAUUUUUCGGUUACGCGUCACAUUUUUCCGUUACGCGCCAUCUUUUUCUUCACCAUUCAUUGUUGCCGUACACAAGUGAAGGUGCCUCUUUACUCGGUAACAAUAAUUAUAAAAUACCGAUGAUUUUAAGUGGAGAUUUUAAUGUAAAUUUUGCAUCGGAAAAUUCUUUGAAGCUAGUUGAAUUUCUGAAAGAUAAAUUGAAUUUAUCCAUGAAAAACAGUCCUCAAACGUCAACAACAAGAUCUGGCACUACAAUUGAUGGAGUUUUUACUCGGUCACUAAAUUUCGUGGAAUGUAAACCAUAUAUUUCAUAUUUCAGUUACCAUAAGCCAUUAAUUACAAAAAUAUAUAAUGACAAUGACAAUGAUAGUAAUAAUUCUAUUACAAUUAAUGAAAUGCUGUAAUAAUCUUAGUAGCAAAAAGGUAAAGUGAAAUAAUUGUAUUAUUUGUAUUCAUGUCUAUGAUAAUAAAAUCCUUUUGUUUAAACUUUAUCUAAUUUAACUUUAUUUAACCAAUUUCUAGAAAGUUGCAUGUAGAUCAUUUUUCGAAAAAUAAGGCCAUAAACAAGUUUCACUUCUUACGUGUGUACACUAGUACACGCACACAUUUUUUUUACGAGUACACAUUAUUUUUUAUGUUUUUGUUUUAGUUGUACAUAUUUAAAUAACAAUACUAGUAAAGUUUUUUUUAUUGCUUAGAUGGGUGGGCGAGCUCACAGCUACCCUGGUGUUGCUAAGUGGUUACUCGAGCCCACAUACAUCUACAACUUAAAUGCGCCACCCACCUUGAGAUAUAAGUUCUAAGGUCUCAAGUAUAGUUACAAGUUAAAGUCCAAUGGGUAUGUCUUCGAUGUUAUUUUAUGUGCAUAAAAUCCAUUAAAAUCGUUUGAUUAAUGAUAAUACUUAAAAUGAUUUAUUUAUAUGUUUUAUUAUACUCAAAAUAUUUACUUCAUACGUAAAAGGAUUUGAAGCUGGCAAUAUUUUUCCCGCAAAAAUAAAAAUCCUUGUUUUUUCAAUAGAGUUACUUUUUUUAAACAACUUAUUGUAAACUAUAGUGGCGCUUAUUUGCAAGAAAGUAUAUGCAUAUUUAUUUAUGACAAAAUUAAUGCACUAAGUAUUUUUUCUAUAAUCUAUUGUCCGCUUUGGGCCUGAAAUGGGCCAUCCCCUUUGUCUCGAAACUGAAAAUUGGACAGUGAGAACUAUUAAAAAUUACCAAAAAACUAAAAUUUUUCUAAAAAUUUUUUACUUUUCGGCGUGCGCUGCUUUAAAGCGAUCGAUGACCCUAUAUUUUUAUAGUGUUAGUGUAUAGGCCCUGGAAAGGCGCUUCCGUGGACACCUCAAUUUGAUUUUUCCGAUUGAAGAAAAAGGAGAAAAUUAGCAAAAACCAACGUAAGCAAACCCACGUGGUCGAGGUUCCAGCUGUGGGAGGCACUUUCCAGGACUUCGUACGGAUAAAGGACCAAGCGUAACCGACAUUGCCAAAAAAGUAAUUUAAAAUAUUAAGAACUUUAGAAGAUAUAGCUGAUUAUGUAAAAAUCGAAAAAUAUUUUUACAUGUAAAUUCAGAAAAUGAACGACGACCCCAUUAUUUCUUGGUGCCUCUGGAUCGACCUUCACGAGGGGCUCAUUUUAAUAUACUAUUUAGAUUUCUGCUACCAAUGUUCACUGAGUAAAUCAGGAAAAUCUAAAUCGGCACUACCACGUGGUCGAGGUUCCAGCUGUGGGAGGCACUUUCCAGGACUUCGUACGGAUAAAGGACCAAACGUAACCGACAUCGCCGAAAAAAGUAGUUAAAAAUAUUAAGAACUUUGGAAGAUAAUGUUGAUUAUGUAAAAAUCGAAAAAUAUUUUUACAUGUAAAUUCGGAAAACGAACGACGACCACAUUAUUUCUUGGUGCCCCUGGAUCGACCUUCACAAGGGGCUCAUUUUUAUAUACUAUUUAGAUUUUUGCUACCCAUAUUCACGGAGUAAAUCAGGAAAAUCUGAAUCGGCACUACCACGUGGUUGCAGUUCCAGCCGGGGGAGGCACUUUUUGGGACUGGGACCAAAUAAAGGAUUGAAGUCUGCAUACAGUGCCAGAAAAAAUAGGAGAAAAUAUCCAGAAUCCUGGUAGAAAAUGCGUUUUUUUUUGAUAUUAUGAAAAACAUUUUUAGUAGUAGUAAGAUUAGAUAGUUAGUAUUUAGACUUAGUCAAAUGUUAUGAUUGGACUGCAUAUAUUAUAAGCUAAAUUUUUAAAUAUUUUUGACACAGACCCCCCUUUACAGGGUCUGACAAAACAUAUUGGGCUCUGCAGUAGCAAUAUUUUAUUUAUUUAGCUGUUUCCCAUCUGAUCUGUUAUUCUGAAACAAAUUCUGACCGCAUCCCCCGCGUGAUACUGCACGACAAUUGUAGGUUGUACUGACAACCAUUCAUUUUGUGUGUAGUCCGCGAGGCAUGUGGAUUGUGGAGCUGAGUAUAAUUCUAUAGUAAAUUUUUUGCAUAUUUUGACAUUGACAAUCUUGUCAAAUUUUUUACUGACACAAAAUUGACUUUGCUGCGCAAUUAUUUUGACAUAAUAUUGUUGGACUCUGUACACCCACAAUAUAAUUAUACUAACUAUCAUUUGAUGAAAAACUUUUUUAAUGAAAAAUUAUUUGAUCUGUGCAAAAUUGUCUUUCAACAUAGAAUUUUGGUUCUAGGGAUUCUUGCCGUGAUAUUGUAUUCCAAUAUCACUCAAAAAUUCCUCUUGCUGAAUCUGAAAUAGCUUACUGGAAAGUUGAUUUGACCUAAGUUGUAUAUUUUAAAGUGCCUCUAUACAGCACUGAGUUAGUUUUAAGACAACCCGCGGCUCCUCUUACUUCAGCGAUGAGUCAUCCCGAGGGUCAUGGACCAAAAACCACAGCCAGAGCUUCCACAGUCUCUCCUAAACCCAAACCGAAACAAGGCGACGCGAAAAAGUUUUCGGUGCCCCCCCAAACGAUUUCGGUUAGGAGGAGCAUCGGGGAAUGGGAGAAGGCUUCAUAUACAUGCAAAUUGGACGAAGCAACAGCAUGCGCGGGCAGAGCAAAACAACAGCUCAACGCCGCACGCAACUUGAAAGGGGAGUUAAAAAUUGAAGCCUUUAAAAUGCUGGAUAGGUUACUCGAAAUUGUGAAAAAGUUGGAAAUGCCCUCGAAAACAAAGGUAGAGAAGGAGGUCAUGAAGCAGAUGUACCGCGAAAAUAGCAAGACAGAAAUGGGCACGAGCAACCUGAAAAAUAUUAUUGAGGAGCAUAGUAAGGUUUUGGGAGAGACUGUGAAAGAAAUGGACCGACUACGCACGGUUAUUAGGAGACACGAGGAGAAAAUGGAUGACACGGCACAAAACGCCGAAAAACGAGAUGGGGGACAUAGCGGUGGAGAGUUUCUGGCGGAAAUCCGUGAGCUCAAGCGACUCACACAAGAGACCCGGGUACGGACCGACGAGGCGCAGGGGGUAAUUCCCUCGUACGCGGAGGUCCUGUCUCGGCCACCAGCCGCUAGAGUGGACAAGCCGAAGUUCUCCGUCAUCGUGGGUUCAAAAAACGUCAUCGAUACUAGUGCUGAUGUCAUAGAAAAGCUGAGAGGGGCGUUAGAUGCACGGCGCAGCGGUCUAAAGAUAGAGCGUCUCCGUAGGGUACGCGAUGCGAAGGUGGUUUUGAGCUGCGCGAGUAAAGAGGAGAUGGAAAAGUUGUCCGAGCAGCUAAAGAACGAUAAGAACCUUACUGCCGAGGUGGCUAAGAACAAAAAGCCACUCGUCGUGCUUAAAAAUCUCAUGGCGUACAAUACGGAUGACGACAUCCGAACGGCACUCGCUGAGCAAAACCGGCACCUGCUGGAGGAUCUUUCAGCCGACGAAACCGCCGUGGAGGUAAGGUACCGGAGGAGGGCGAGGAAUCAACAGGAGUGCCACGCCGUCCUCCAGGUAUCGCCCGAAUUAUGGCAAAGGCUAACGUCGGCUGGAAGAGUAUACAUUGACCUCCAGCAUGUGAGGGUGCAGGACCAGUCACCACUGGUGCAGUGCACCAGAUGCCUGGCGUACGGCCACGGCCGGAAGCAGUGCGCGGACGAUGUGGAUCUCUGCAAUUACUGUGGCGGUCCGCAUCUCAAAAGUUCGUGCACGCAACUGGCGGCCGCCCAGGCACCGAAGUGUAUUAACUGCACCAGGGCCAAGCUGACUGAAACUGCCCAUACGGCAUUUGGUGACUGCUGCCCUGUUAGGAGAAAGUGGGAUGCGCUGGCCAGGGCGGCAAUAGCCUAUGGCUAGGGCUGCUCUGGCUGGUGGCCCGCCGGACCCGAUAGUGUGGCGGUCCGAAACGUCGUUAAGCCUACUCGGCUCGAACUUUUGAACCUCGGGGUUACUCACGGCUGAAAAAUAUAAAUAAAAAUAAAAUAAGAUGAGUUUUGUAAACUCCAUAGGAUGGCUGAUGACCAUAGAAUUUUGAUGUAAAAUCUAUUUAGUUAUUAAGUAAAACCCUCUGGAGUUUACAAAAUGUAUUUUCUUUUAAGAACAUCUAUGUAAAAUAACUAUACAAUAAUUAUGAAAACUGUAAAUAGUAAAUAGAAGAAGAUUAAAACCGUAAUUUAGAAGUAAUGGAAAGGAAAUAGUAAGACAUUAAUACGAUGUAAAAGAUAUACAAUAAGUAGAAUAUAAAAUAAUGAUGAAAAUAGGUUAAAAAUAUUAGCUAGAAUUAGAUAAGUAUAUAAAAGUUAGAAAAAGUUAAAAUAGGUAUAUAAUUACUGGUAUAACUGUUAUACUAGGUUAUAUGGUAUUGUAGAACUUUAUACAAAAUAAAUAAAAAAUUCCUGGUUCCGUUAUUAAUCCUACAAUAAAUAAACAAGGGCUCUGAUUAUGUCAGAGGAGUAUUCGCGGGCCGGGCCUAAAGCGUCCGGACAAAAAAAAAAAAAAAAAAAAAAUAUUGAUUACCGGUAAAAUGGGGCGAUUAGGGAUUGAGAGGCGAAUCGGGAAAAAACCGGGAAAAUCUUUCGACGCUCAAUAUAAGUUUUAUAUUCGUUGCAAAAUCUUCCAUUUUUUGUAGUUUAAUAGUAGAAUGUUGAAAGUUCACAAAACAACUCUGAAUAUGCAUGAUAAUAGCUGCUAUCUUAUAAAAAAUCGCGUUUCAAAUUAACUUCCUGUGGUGGUAAUUAUUUUAGUGCUAGAAACUUUGCUCUCUUUUAUUUAUUUGAUAAUAAUAGAAGACGACUAUGAUUUAUAAACGUUAUUUAGUGUUUGAACCAGCAUAUAUAUUAAAGGUAAGUCUCAGUUGUUAUUGGUUUUAAUGUAUUUGAUUAAAUAAAAAUACAUGUAAAAAUCUGUUGUUUUCGGGGAUAUUGGGGACGUCUUAGGUACAAAUAACAACGAAAAAGGGGUCAAUUGGGAUGAGAAUACGUGAAAUGGAAACGACCUAAGUAUAAAUAGGUACAGGUUUGUAGGGCUGUCUAUGUAGUUAUAACAAUAUUUUUUAAAUUUGUUGGUAAAAAUCUGGUUUAUUCGAAGCGAAAUUGGGAAUAAGUCUUUAGUUGAAAUAGAUAAGCAAUUUAAUAUAAGUAAGUGGACAAAAAUGUCUAAGUAAUCUAUAAUGAAAUAUUUAAUAUUUGUUCAGAGUGGGGGUAUUCAUCUGAUUAAUCCAUGGAAUAACCGACACACCUAAUCUCUUAACCCAGAUAGAAAUAUCAGCACUGUCGAUUGCACCUAUAAUUGAGGUGAUGUCUGCCAUGUACUUUUGUCAGUUUUUCAAUUAUUUUUUUUGAUGAUCACUUUGUUGGUGCAACUAAAUAAAUAAAUAAAUUAAAACUAUAUAUAAAAAUAAAAGUAGUGCCAACCCUAGCAAAUUUCUCAUUUCGUCCCAAUUAACCGCAAUUUUCGGGUAAAUAGGGAUUACACCUAUUUUUGCAUUUUUUGCUUAAACUGGAAUGCUAGUUGCAUAAUUUUAAAUUGGAUAACAAAGAUGCCCCCAAGACUCAAUCAUUUUGAUCCUGACAUAGCAUUAUAUACAUCGACAGCUACCUUAAAAUUGCUCAUAAAGUUGGAAUUUGUCCCUAAUCGCCCCAUUUUACGGUAUAUGUUUUGACCAUAGAGUUACUAUUCUAACUGGAGUGCUUACUUCGUUUGACAUAAAAACUAAAAAUAUACUUUAUCUCUAUGGCUUAAAGUUUAUUUUUAAAUAGCAAAAGAUGUAAGGAAAAACGGUCUGAAAAGAGAAUGAUUAUUAAGUAGUGGUGUCCCUCUCGCACAUUUUACAAACAAAAAGCAGUGUUGCUAGCUUAGAGGAUUUUCCAUAAAAUCUCGGAAUUUGGACCCCCGUCUUAGUUAUCAAAAAUGACUUUUAGUGGUUAGUGGAUUUUUUAGUAGCUUGGGCGUUGUUGAAAAUUAUUAAUAAGGUUAAAAUCAAUCCACUUUACAGAAUUUUAAACAUUUUAUGACAAUAAUAUAUCUAAAUACAUAUUAUUUAAACGAUGUGACUUAAACUUAACUAGAAAAUGUUGCGACAAUUUAAAAUUUCCAUCAACGUCAAAAAUUAAAUUGGUUCAAAAUAAACGUACAAAGUUAUGGUGAAAUUAGUUUCUGAUGAUGACAAUUUAUUAAAAUAAAUUAUAUAAGAAGUAUUGAUUAUAUGAUAUAUAUUGAUUUUUAAUAGAACAUCAUAUAUUAAUAAAGCUCAUUAACAAAAAAAAAUAUUGUUCUAUAUUAAUAAGAAUUCUGUUUAAUGUAAAAUUUAAUGGUAGGUACGUAGAUUUCUGAUGGUUUUCAUGUUGAAUUUGGUGGGAAGCCAGAUUAAUUGUUGGCAUCACCGAAAAAGAGCUAUGAAUGGAUUAAAAGAAAAAUGGCGUCUAUUUACGUUUGUAGUGUGAAGUUAAAAUGGCACUGAUACAGCUUGUGGCUUGUUUUUUUUCGAAAAUCGUGAAAGUUUCCGUGUAAUCAUGGUGAACACUUUUAAUCGUCGCACGCAAGCAUGUAUAUCAUUUGCCUGACGUUAAGCGAACGAGGAGGAUCUUCUAGUAAAUAUGACGUUGGAAUUUCUGGAAAAUGUCCUUUAAAAAGGUCAAACAAGAAGAAUCAAGUACUCAAACGCAAGAAAUAAAAAAUACCCCGAGAAAAGCAAAAUUACGACAAGAUGUUAAGGUAUUGAAACAAAAACUUAAAAGUCGCGAAAUAGUGAUUGUAAAUAUAAAGUCGAUUUUAGAUUUAUUAAAGACUAGCGACCCGCCCUCGCUUCGCUUCGGAAACAUUAAAACACACACGAAACCAAAAAAUAACAUAAAAAAAUUAAAAAAAAGUAGCCUAUGUUCAUCAGGGACAAUGUCGGCUUCUAAUGGAAAAAUAAUUUUUCAAAUCGGUCCAGUAGCUUCGGAGCCUAUUCGAAACAAACAAACAAACAAAUCUUUCCUCUUUAUAAUAUUAGUAUAGAAAAAUUGCGAUUUUUAAUUGAAUUGAUAUUUAAAUUGCGAAAUUUUAAUGAUACUCAUGGUCCACUUAGAUAUUGAUUAAAAUAAAUUAUGUAUUUCGUUGAAAAAAAAGAAUUUACUUAAAAUAGAGGAAAUGUUAUAUUAUAAGACUACAGAAAAUUUACUGAACUUAAUAAUAAUAAUAUAACCAAUAUUUUGUAAAUAGAGAUCAAGUACUAUGUGUAUUGUGUUAUGUGUAUUGACUUGUCAUUUAAGAGUUAUUUAAUUGUCUACAUAUAACAAAUAAAUGAAUUUUAGUUCAUUUCAUUUUAUUACCCAUUGUGUUUUAUUUCCUAAAAUGUAACUAUUAGACUUAAUAUACACGUGUCAUGAAAAUAGCACAGAAGUAAAAAUACAAGUAAUUUUAAAUCAAUUGAAGAUGUGAAUGUAGGAAAAGAGCACCCGAUACGCGCAGACCAUGUGUGUUGCAGUGUCUCACUCAGUGUGUCAAAUAUUAAUUUGCACGGCCCACUUAGCCAGUACACUAAAGUAGGAAUUGCGUAAUUAAGUUCAACAUAAUAUUUAAGUCGCGGUUGAGUAUUCGGACGUUAAACAUGAGUUUGAGGAAGUUUAAGUAAUAGAACUGAGGUAAUGAUGUUUGUAAUAAAACUCAGUGCUAGAUUUUCGACAACGCAGCAACUUCCAAAAAAAACCGUCGAAAAAAGGCACCAUGACGACGAAGCAAUGUUUAGAAUUGAAUUUACAUAAAUAAAACGUUGCAAGCACGUGUUUUGUAUUUACAUAAGGUUACACAGAAUUACUUUAGGUAAAUUUAAAGCUGAUGCAUGUGUAUAAUUUUGUCCUAUAAAUAAAUUUUACAUGGUCACCACAUUAGACAAGGACACCGCGACCAAAAAGUAUUCUCUUUCGAGACCGAUUUCUCGGCAUUAGACAGCACUCCAGUUGUAGGUACUUAUUAACUCCAUGGUUUUGACAUAGAACUUUAUUAUCAACUUUUUUCUGAUUAAAACAUGCGUCGCGGGCCGCAUGAAAACAAGCUGUGGGACACAUCCGGCUCGCGGGUCUUUGUCUGGACAGCCCUGGGUUAAGCUGGUUGCAGACCGAAAACUAAGCCAUCCCAAAGCUAAACUAAGCAAGCUAGGCUAAGCUAAGCUAGAAAUAAAUGGCGUGUACACCAAGAGCUAAGCCAAAGCUCAGUCAAUGUUGCGAAGUUCAAUUAGACGGACGACGCUCGCCAUGAAAAUAAUCGAUGAAGAAAGUUCCGAUGAUGAAUACUUUACACAUAGAAAAAGAGGAUAUUAAUACACUUAUUAAUUAAGAAAAGGACAUUCCAGAUUUUGGAUAUGCAUUUUCAGUUAUAUUAUAGUGUUACAAGAGUUCAGUUCCAUAGUGCAGGAAAUUGAUUAACAAUUUCAAUAAAUUGCUCCCUAUUCGCUACAAAAGGACCGUGCGUACGACAAAGGACACUGGACAGCACUGGCGAAGGAUGUGCGAAAGGCGUGCGGGGAAGGCGAGAGGGACUUAGCUUAGCUCGUGUAAUCGGCCUACACAUUUAACUUAGCUUCGCAUAUUUUAGUUAGCUCACGUAGCUUAGUUCACAGUUUGCGGUUACACGCAAGUAUGGAAAGCUGCGUCAGCUAUACGAGCUAAGCUAAACUAACUUAGCUUUGCGCUUGGUCUGCAACCUGUAUUAUUGUUUAGGUAAAAUGUGUAAGCCGGGCCCUUUUUUAAGCUUUAAAUUUUCAUAUUAUUUUUUUUAGUUAAAAAUAAAACUACCAUUUUUGACUAAAA